AAACGACAGGUGUAUUGAGGAGCGUGAAUCCACUGUAGAUUCUAGCGGAAUGGAGUUCAAAGUUAAAGGACCAAAAAGCUUUAGAGUUUUUCCACUGUGGUCAACAGCUUUCCUAGUGGCACUCCUCCUACCCAUGCCCUUCCACCUACAGGCUUUCACGUCCUCGCACCUUCUAGCGUCUUCAUCCUCACAUGCUGCGAGUUCCUCCCCCUCCCGCUGCCUCCGCCUGCCCAUGUCAACGGGGAUGGAGCCUCCUAAGGUGCUUUGCUACGGUGAGGCCCUUGUUGACCGUCUGGGACCCUUGGGUGGUGACCCGGCGACUGAUCUGCCCGUGAACCGGCAUAUUAACAUCGACGCUCUUCAAUGGGACCCCGUUCGCCCCUCUCGCGUCGUGCUGGUCGAGCGGGAUUCGUCGGGAGACAGGGAGUUCGGAGGCUUUCUCGGCGAUCGGUCCGGAGAGGGCUACGCGGACCAGGCCGUGGACCCCCUCGCCCUCCUUCAAGCUCUCCCUCGCUUCCUUCCCGCGGCACAAUGGCUUCUGAUUGGGACGUUACCUUUGGCGAGCGCCCUCUCGGCCGACGCCUUGCAGGCCCUUGCUGCUAUUCGUCCCCUCCUCUCGAAAGCCUCCCUGGUCAAGUUCGCCAAGGAGGAAGCAGAGUGGCUCUUCGACGCCGAGACACGCCCUCACGUCAUCAGUGAGGCCCUGCCGCAAAAGCCGGCGGUGUUAGUGACAGAUGGCGGGGGACAGUUGGCGUGGAAGGUGGGGAGACACACUGGCGAGAUGGAUGCCUUCGACGUUCAGGCCAUCGAUACAACGGGAGCCGGAGACGCGUUUGUAGCUGGGUUGUUGCACCAACUCGUCAACAAGCCGAGCUUGCUCGAGGAAGGGAAGGAAGGGGGAAUAGAGGAGGUGGUUCGAUUUGCCUGUGCAUGCGGUGCCAUGGGCCGGGGGCGAUCUAUCCGCAAGCAACCCUGA
This is a messenger RNA of Nannochloropsis gaditana CCMP526, 976 nucleotides long. RefSeq names its product fructokinase (gene SCRK). The record is from RefSeq and is a predicted model, not a curated record. The coding region runs from base 50 to 976 and encodes 308 amino acids. Gene Ontology annotation, molecular function: kinase activity. The transcript is spliced from 5 exons.